CGCGGGCGGGGCCGCCUGCCACUGGAGCCGCGGAGCCGCCGGGCCGCGCCGCCGCCGUCGCAGCGGAUCAUGCUACGGAACGGGCACGGCGCGGCGGGCGGCACCGAGCCUCCGGGCCCCGCGGGCCGGCGCGCCGUGCGGGUGUGGUGCGACGGCUGCUACGACAUGGUGCAUUACGGCCACUCAAACCAGCUGCGCCAGGCGAGAGCCAUGGGCGACUACCUCAUCGUGGGUGUGCACACAGACGCGGAGAUCUCCAAGCACAAGGGGCCCCCAGUGUUCACCCAGGAGGAGCGGUACAGGAUGGUGCAGGCAAUCAAGUGGGUGGAUGAGGUGGUGCCGGCUGCCCCCUACGUCACCACGCUAGAGACACUGGACAAGUAUAACUGCGACUUCUGUGUCCACGGCAAUGACAUCACACUGACAGCAGAUGGGCAUGACACGUAUGAGGAAGUGAAGCGGGCCGGACGCUACCGAGAGUGCAAACGUACCCAGGGCGUGUCCACCACGGACCUCGUGGGCCGCAUGCUGCUGGCCACCAAGGCUCAUCACAGCAGCCAGGAGAUGUCCUCUGAGUACCGGGAGUAUGCCGACAGCUUCGGCAAGUGCCCGCAGGGCCGGUCUUCCUGGACCGGGCUGUCCCAGUUCCUGCAGACAUCCCAGAAGAUUAUCCAGUUUGCUUCUGGGAAGGAGCCCCAGCCUGGAGACACCAUCAUCUACGUGGCCGGUGCCUUUGACCUGUUCCACAUCGGGCACGUGGACUUCCUGGAGAAAGUGCACAGCCUGGCGGACAGGGCCUACAUCAUCGCAGGCCUGCACUUUGACCAGGAGGUGAAUCACUACAAGGGGAAGAACUACCCCAUCAUGACCCUGCAGGAGCGGACCCUCAGCGUGCUGGCCUGCAGGUAUGUGUCUGAAGUGGUCAUCGGCGCGCCAUACUCAGUCACAGCAGAGCUCCUAGACCACUUCAAGGUGGACCUAGUGUGCCAUGGCAAGACAGAAAUCAUGCCUGAUAGGGACGGCUCCGACCCCUACCAGGAGCCCAAGAAGAGGGGCAUCUUCCGGCAGGUGGACAGCAGCAGCGACCUCACCACUGACCUCAUCGUGCAGAGAAUCAUCCAGAACAGGCUGGAGUACGAGACCCGGAACCAGAAGAAAGAGGCCAAGGAGCUGGCAUUUCUGGAGGCACAGCGAAGCGGGCAGCUGUGACCUCUGACCCGGCGCACCAGCACCCACGCUGCUUCCCAGCCCAAAUCUGGCACUUUUUAAACAAGCUGAGUCUCGGGGCGCUGCCCUGUGCUGGCUUGGCUCUGCAUCCUGUCCCCUGAGCUGUCAGAGGGGCCAGCAACCCACAGGCAGAGUGAACGGACCUGGGGUCCGUCUGCUGCCCACCCCCUAAUAAAGCUGCCGCCAGGAG
This is a messenger RNA of Sorex fumeus (smoky shrew), 1417 nucleotides long. It is a transcript of the gene PCYT2, whose product is annotated as phosphate cytidylyltransferase 2, ethanolamine. Lineage: Eukaryota; Metazoa; Chordata; Mammalia; Eulipotyphla; Soricidae. Gene Ontology annotation, cellular component: cytoplasm. The coding region runs from base 70 to 1209 and encodes 379 amino acids. Gene Ontology annotation, biological process: phosphatidylethanolamine biosynthetic process. The record is from RefSeq and is a predicted model, not a curated record. The transcript has 13 exons. Gene Ontology annotation, molecular function: ethanolamine-phosphate cytidylyltransferase activity.